AUGUUCCAAAGUCUGAAACGACUGGCCAAAACUCAGCUCUCCAAUAACGUCAGUAGCCAUAAAAGUCCACCACUUGAAAAUGUCAACCGCCCCACGGCGAGACAUUUCGCCAUCCAUUUGUUUUAUGGUAAGCUGAAUACGAUCCUGUACCGCCGGUUCUACGCGUACAAGGUUGGUAUGAGCCAUUCCUGCCGAAAGGAGACGCCGGCGCACGGCAUGGUGUUGCGUAUCGGUUGUGCUGAAGAGGGUUUUGAUGCUGCGAUGUCCAAUGUUGCUGUAAAAGUUGGAUUUGCGGUAAUGGCCGCCAACUCGAUGGAUUUCUUUGACCGCGUUGAUUUCGGAAAUGUCUAG
Talaromyces amestolkiae is the source of this 351-nucleotide messenger RNA. RefSeq lists its product as uncharacterized. The record is from RefSeq and is a predicted model, not a curated record. Bases 1 to 351 code for a protein of 116 amino acids. Lineage: Eukaryota; Fungi; Ascomycota; Eurotiomycetes; Eurotiales; Trichocomaceae. The transcript has a single exon.